AUGCCCGCCGCCGGGCAAAAACGAAAACGGGCUGGUGCCGUUGACAGGGCCAACAACAACGCGAGCAGCAGCCACAGCGAAAACAAUCACCAGUCCGCACAACCAGCCGUCCCCGAAGCCUCAAAGAAUGCGAGCCCCGGACUAGGUUCAGAGCCGCCCAGAGAUGGCGCUCGCAACCCAGUAGCCCCCGACACCGAGUACACCUCCCUGCGCAGGAUAACGCGACGGCUACCCGACGAACCAGGUCACCUCCUCGAUGGCGUCGACAUAACCUCUGCCGAUCUCAGCUGGACCGCUCGCGAAGAGGGCGAUGACAUCAAUCCAAAGACCGGGGAGCCGUGGCUGUACCCCAAGAGGAGGAGGGGCAAGGGGGAAGGGUCCAACCUCGAGGACUUUAGGGAGGAUAUCCAGGAGAGGACGAAAAAUGGCCAGGGUUGCAAGGCCAUCUCCGAGAUACUCAUCGCGAAGGGUGUCGACACCAGCGUCAGGGCCGUCGCGAGGCAGAGGAUGAAAUGGGGACUCAGGCAGAGGGCGCCCCGGAGAAUGACAGAGCAAGGCAUCGCCAAUAUCAGAAAGGCCCACCUCGAACAAGCGAAACGCAUGGCCAACAGCGACCCCGUUCCCGUCAAGCGAGUGCGGAUCCGUGUCAUGCGCAAGGCUGAGAUCCUUCGCAUGACGAAAGAAGGCAUGUCCACGGCACAGAUCGCAGAGAACCUGCAGUCCCGCGGCGUCAAGCUCAAGCGAGGCGCGGCCACCGUCGAACGACUCCGUACCAUAUGGGGUCUCGUCCCCGACUCGGAACGUAACGUAAACAACAUCCGUCAAUUCCAUCGCAACCAGGCGCUCAAGCUGCAGAGGGAGCAGUUCGAGAACAUCGCCACCGAACUGGGAAUCGAGGAUGUGAAGGCGUGGGUCAAGAGCAAAAUGGAUGAGGAGGGUGCAUUGGAGGCCAGGCGUGAGUACGGCUACAGACUCAUGGGCCAUCUGAGGCCCAGGCCCGUGGAACCCGAAACCAUGAGGGCUAUUGUCAAUCACUGGAAGGCGAACAAGGCCAGCAACAAGGCCCAAGAACAUGGCGCAGGAUCAGAAGGCAUUGAGACUCCUGACCAGCUGGCGACGUCUACCGAGCCUGAGACUCCAACAGCACAAGGGGCGGCCUAUGAUCCUAUCGAGCUCUCGGAUGACGACGAUGAGUUGGAUAGCGAGGAGGACGAGGAUUGUGAAGGUGACGAGGACCAGGAGCCGCCGGCUGAGGACGUAAAGGCCCAGCUCUCACGGCUGGGUGUAGAGACUGACCACUCCGAAUCUCGCCGAUCGCAAACCAACUCGACCAAUGGUUCAUGCCAUCCAACGCUCGAACCCACCUCAAUGGAGAUAGACCGUGCCUUCGACAACUCGCACAGGAACCAGGCUGCUUUGCCAGAUCCCCCAAUUCGCAAUGCCAUCACUGAUCCCAACGUCCCAGGUGGCCUUGUCUACCCGCAGUACUGGACGGGGACCAAUAUGCAAGAAACGCAGCCUGGUCCCGAAGGCAUUGGCCAGCACCCGCCAGUACGACAAAAAAAUGCCGCUCCUGUUGCCUCUGCUCCGUUCGAGCCUCCCUCACAAGGCUGGAUCGAACUUCGAACGCUGGGCCCAUCAACAGGUCACAGGCGAAUCGCGCCCAAGCCAGGCGCCCCUGGGCCCAUUAUUCGACCUUUUGUACCCCGUCUCCCACCCGUCAUCACACCUCCAGGCGAGGCUGAGAUGAUGGCUAAAUAUGGCCUGUAUCCCUUCGCGACAUUCAGGAGAGAACCUCAGAAAUAUCUCACCCCCUCCGGCCUGAUCACGACAGAAGGCUACGAAUACCUCCCGAGUGCACCGGGAUUCCCGGGGAUUCCCGGUUCUAUGCAGCAGCAACAACAACAACACCAAACCCCGUCACAGGGCGCCCUGAUGCCCCUUAACAGCACGGCGCCCCACCAGCCGCCAGGCGCGCACCAGCUUCCACCUGAUGUAAUCAUGGUGCAGCCCCCGGCGCCGCCACGGCCCAGCAACGUGCCCGCGCCCCCGCUGGUCAUUCCGCCCGAGGAGGCGGAGAGGCACCGGGCCAGCUACGACGCUAUAGAGAAGCACCACAAGGCCGCGCUCGAGUGCAUGGAAUACCUGGCGGCGCGGGCGGACGCCAGGCCGCUUAGGGAGAGCCUCACGGGCAUGCCGCCUAGCCUGAAGGAUGUUGAGAACGCCAAGGGGAGGCUGAGGGAGGCUGCUGAGGCUAUGCUCGUCAGCCUCUGA
Molecule: messenger RNA, 2274 nt
Organism: Diaporthe citri
Lineage: Eukaryota; Fungi; Ascomycota; Sordariomycetes; Diaporthales; Diaporthaceae
Exons: 2
Coding region: 1-2274 (757 amino acids)
Source: RefSeq, a predicted model, not a curated record